Rubroshorea leprosula is the source of this 796-nucleotide messenger RNA. NCBI's taxonomy places the organism in Eukaryota, Viridiplantae, Streptophyta, Magnoliopsida, Malvales, Dipterocarpaceae. The record is from the annotation of a GenBank genome assembly.
CCCUCCUUUUCUUUUAUAUAGCUUCUCAUCUUUUUCUCCUUCUUAUGUACAUAAUUGAUGUUGGGACUCCUCAGCCAUGGCUAAUUUUCCUAGGUCUUUCAAACACUCUUCCCUUAGCCUAACAGAAGAUCCUUGGCCGUUUUCCUUCAUUUCCCUCUAAAAUUUUCUCGGGAAAUAAGACAGGGAAACUGUAAAUUAAAACUAGUCUUUGUUUGGCUUUUGUUUUUUGUUUUCCUUUUUUUUUUUCUUUGCAGAGAUGGGUAGUGGAGAGAAGAGUCUGAGGAGUUUUCACCUUCACCUUCCUCACCUUCAUCACCAUCAUCACGGGAAAAAACAAGUGAGGGAUGUGCCUAAAGGGUGUUUGGCAAUCAAGGUGGGACAAGGGGAGGAGCAGCAGAGAUUUGUAGUGCCUGUGAUUUACUUUAAUCACCCUCUGUUUAUUCAGCUGUUGAAGGAAGCAGAGGAAGAGUACGGGUUCGAUCAGAAGGGUACAAUCACUAUCCCUUGUCAUGUGGAAGAAUUUAGGUACGUUCAGGGCAUGAUUGAUAGGGAAAAGUCCAUUCAUCACCACCAUCAUGUAGGCUGUUUUAGGGUAUGAUGUUAUAUUUUUCUAGUGCCAAACAAGGCCUAGAUUUUUUUCAUCGGUUUUGUAAAUUUGGUUUGUUAGAUGGAUGGUUGGUUGGUUUUAUGAUGAGGGUGAUGUGAUGAUGAAGAACAAAUGUUGCUUGCAAUUGUAAUGACUUUGGUUAGGAACCAUAAUGGGAAAAGAGAAGUAGUAUAAAUGCUUUUCUCUUUG